Messenger RNA from Harpia harpyja (harpy eagle), 7323 nucleotides. It is a transcript of the gene SLC38A6, whose product is annotated as solute carrier family 38 member 6. Gene Ontology annotation, molecular function: L-glutamine transmembrane transporter activity. Bases 37 to 1455 code for a protein of 472 amino acids. Lineage: Eukaryota; Metazoa; Chordata; Aves; Accipitriformes; Accipitridae. Gene Ontology annotation, biological process: amino acid transmembrane transport; L-glutamine transport. The record is from RefSeq and is a predicted model, not a curated record. The transcript is spliced from 16 exons.
UCCCCUCAGAGGCGAGGCGGCGGGGCGCGGGGUGGCAUGGCGCCGCCGCCGCCGCGGGGGGCCGGGCGGCUCCUGGCCGAGCGGGGCUGGUACCUGUCCGCCCGCGAGCAGCAAGAGGAGGAGGAGGAGGAGGAGGAGGAGGCGGCGGACGAGGACGGGGAGUCCGCCCCGCUGCUGCCGCCGUCGGGCAGCGUGCGUAAUCCUGCAAAUCGUGGCUCUUCCUUUGGUUUCUCAGUAUUUAAUUUAAUGAAUGCGAUCAUGGGAAGUGGGAUACUUGGCUUAUCCUAUGCUAUGGCCAACACAGGGAUCAUGGGGUUUAGUAUCUUGCUGCUGAUUGUUGCCAGCCUUGCUGCUUACUCUGUAUUUCUUCUGCUCAGUAUGUGCACUCAGACUGCUGUCACUUCUUAUGAAGACCUUGGCCUGUUUGCUUUUGGAUCAACUGGAAAGGUCCUUGUUGCAACUACAAUAAUUAUCCAGAAUAUUGGAGCUAUGUCAUCUUAUCUUUUAAUUGUUAAGUCUGAACUUCCUGGUGCUGUUGCGGGGUUCUUAAAUGGAGACGAGAGUGGGUCAUGGUUCCUUGAUGGGAGACUGCUGCUACUGAUUACUUCAGUCUGCAUUGUUUUUCCUCUUGCGCUUCUUCCUAAAAUCGGCUUUCUUGGCUACACAAGUAGUUUAUCAUUUUUCUUUAUGGUGUACUUUGCUCUUGUGGUUAUGAUAAAGAAGUGGUCAAUCCCUUGUCCCCUACCUCUAAGUAGUGCCACAGAGACUUUACAGGUUUCAAAUUCUACUGGGGAUUGUAAAGCAAAGCUUUUUCAUCUUUCAAAAGAGAGUGCUUAUGCAAUACCAACUAUGGCCUUCUCUUUUCUCUGCCAUACCUCAGUCUUACCCAUCUAUUGUGAGCUCCGAAGUCCAUCCAAAAGUAGAAUGCAGAAUGUAACCGUCACAGGAAUUGGUCUGAGUUUCCUAAUUUACUUUCUGUCUGCUCUGUUUGGGUACCUGACAUUUUAUGACAAAGUGGAUUCUGAAUUGCUACAAGGUUACAGCAGGUACCUGCCACAUGAUACUGUCGUCAUGACUGUUAAAGUAGCCAUACUGUUUGCUGUGCUUUUGACAGUCCCUCUAAUCCAUUUCCCAGCAAGGAAAGCUGUGUUGAUGGUAUUUUUCUCUCAUCUUCCCGUGUCGUGGAUUUGCCAUAUCCUUGUCACUUUAACACUGAAUACAAUUGUUGUUUUGUUUGCAAUGUACGUGCCAGACAUUAAAAAUGUAUUUGGAGUAGUUGGUUCAACCACAUCAUCAUGUUUACUUUUUGUAUAUCCUGGACUAUUUUAUCUUAAACUUAGCAGAGAGGACUUUUUAUCACCACAGAAACUUGGGGCAUGUGCAUUGGUUAUUUUUGGCGUUUGUGUUGGCCUUCUCAGUUUAGUUCUAAUAAUUUUCAAUUGGAUUGAUCAAUAACAGCCUAUUGUCACUGACUGAACUGAGCUUCAGAAGGACAGCAAGAACCAGAGACAUGUCAAAACAACUGAAAUGAAUGCUGAACAUCCUAAAGAAAACACUGACCAAAGCUGUCUAUGGAAGAAAUAAUGCUCUUUUUUAGUGUGUUAGUGAUGUUCCUCCUUUAAUCUUGAGUCGCUCUCUUCAGUUAUUGGACAAUUAGUCUUUGCCAUUCUAAAAUACUAGUUUUUAAUGGUGGAAUCAUGACAGGUACGAAGGUCUCUUGAGAAUUUCUGCAGUGCAAAAAUGGUUUAGUGCACAUGGUGAACAAAAGCAGAACCUUGAAAUAACUUCUCUUUUAAAGAUAAUGAGGUGGAUGGAUAGUACAUCAAUGAUGAUGUGCAUAUUGUGAUGUGUGCAUUUAGGAUAAUGCACACAUUAUCCUAAACCGUGAAAGACUCCUAUUGCUUUAAUAAUUUCCAAAAUUUCAGCCAGUUCAUAUUAAGAACUUCCUGAUUCCAACUGUUUACCGUAAUUUAUUCUAACAUGGAUCCAGAAACCAACUGCUUUAGCCCAGUUUAAUGGGCACGUCAUGAUUUUUGUUAAUUUUUUUUUUUAAGUAGAGUUUUUAUACCUCAGUAUACUUGAAUCAUACUGAAGUAAUUUUUAAAUUAGAAGGCUUUGGCCAUCUAGCAUAAUAGCUUUUAGUAGCAUUAGGAAUUUUGCAGUUAAUAAUAGACAUUUUUCAAUUAAUAUCUGCUUUUGAAUAUUAUUCAAUGUACCUCAGUAUUCCUCCAAGUGAAAGACUUUUUUCUUUUUCUCUCUUAUUCCCAUUUUUACAAGUGUUUCAUAUUUGAAAUAGAGUGUUUCUAUAUUUUAUGUACUGUUGUGUGUCAGAGAAGGUUUGGGUUUGAAAGGUGAAAUUCUGCCUCUGUUGAAGACAAAGGAAAUUUUACGUUCAUGGAACCCUAAUUUUACCUCGGAUCUCUAUAAACUUCCAUGUACCCUUUUAUAAUUCCUUUUUUUCCUUCUUUUUCUGCCUAAAUGAAAUGUGAAUGUAAUUUUCAACAGCAACUGGGCUCUGUUAAAUAUGGUAUUGAGUGCCCACCACAAAAGUUCCUUGCAUUAGUAGAAUGAAAGUGGCUGAUAUUGUGGUAAGGUUUUUAAAAUUUGUUUCUAUCGGAUGGGAUCUGAUGUCUUUAAAAUAGCCUAAUCUCUUCAGACACUUUAUGCCCUAAGGAAGCUAAGCCUCCACAGACAUGGCUUGUGUAAGGUUAAGAAAUUAGACCUCAGCCUCAAAUGGCAAGAUUCAGAGAGUGGGAAAGUUCUUCAUUAUUUCCAGAUGCAAUAUUUCUUUUAAUUUAGCUUAGCACUUUUACAUCUGAGAAGUGGAAUAAGACACAAGUGAAUCAUAGCAAAGUAAUACAUUUAUGUAAUAGGAAAGCAACUAGUAAGUGACAUUUGAAUAAAUUUUUCUGUCCAUAAGGUGCACAGUUAGCAAAUGUAGUUGACUAUUGCUAGAAAGUCCUGCUGAGACAGCUCUGUUAAUAUGUUGACUUAGCCCCAGAGCCUGGCAUUUCUAGCUUCUUAGCAGUGGGUCUGUGCUAUUAACCUUUUUAAUUAUGUCACAUUGGAUUUGGAAAAUGCUGAUUGAUGUGCCAAUUUUUACAUAACCCUGAUUGAAUGUGCUUGAUCCUCACCUGUCUAAUAGGGAGGAACAGCAAAUAGCAGAGUUGGAAUCACCUUCUCUAUUCCUGAGCUGACAAACUAGGAUUUCUCGUGCCCACAGAUCACUUGGCUCUCUCAGGAUCCGUAAGAUACUUUUCAUUUUUGACAGACGGCCUGAAGGCACCCAGGUGGUGCAGCUUGGUCCUCCUUUUUGCCUGGGGAAUAUUCUUCUACUUAAUAUAGAAGUAGACGUGUGCAGUGAGGCCUGGGAACUAACUCGGAAGUUUUGGUAGGAUCCCAAAGAAAAGGAUCCCAGGAAAAGACUGCAGUUAUCUUUAUAAUAAAGCUUCUAGGAGAGGUUUCAUGACACAAGUUGAGCCAUCUAAUAGUUUGUCAGUACCAGAAACAGCAUGUCCACUCUUGGCCAGAAGUUCACAACUACUUCUGUGGCACUGGCAGUGGCUCCUGGUCAGGGUGUUUAACUAGCAGAAAACCAACAUGACCGCGAGAUGUGACCUGUCAUCUGCCAAAAAAAAAAAUGAACUGAGUAAGCUCACUUAGGGGACAAGAAAAGUGAGCGGGGGUGGCAGGAGUGGGACCACCUUUUUGAGCAGCAGCAGCCAUUAGAUAGCACAUUUUUCUCAUAAAACCUCACACUUUGUCCAGCAGUUCUGCUUCAGCAGGUUAAAGUGUGUAUGUGCACAUAGGGGAUGGUUCUAACUUGAGAGGUCUCUGGCCUCCUUUGAUCAAGGGAUCGAUCAGACUUUCUCAGCAUUGUGUGUUAAUGGUUGAGGCUCCCCAUCUUGCCUUUAUUCUUGCAGCUCUUCUAGCUUGUUUUAACUCUUGAUGACCAGAUGUAGCUGCCUUCCUGCCUGUGGCUACCCUCUAAUAGCUGCGUUUCACAGGCUUUGUUACACUACAGGGAUUCAGCCACUCGGGGUAUUUCUGGCAAUAGUGUAAAAAGCUAAAUAUUUACCUUAUAAAAGUGUACCUUGAGAAAGCAAUGACAGCUGUACAUCAGGAAAUGAUUUUCUGUCUGAUUGAAGCAAAACAUUUUAGGAAAACAGGAGACCUUGCAUUCAUGUGAAUGAGCUGCAGGAGUUUUUCAGACACUAGAAUUUAGGAGGAAUAUUUAUUAGAAAUUUUAUGGAAAUUGAUUCUCAUUUAUCACAUGCUCUUGUACCAUACUGGUGAGUAAUACUCGUAAUCACUGCAGUGACUUUAUUUCAAACUCUAACCAUCAAGACUUAACACUGAAGACUUAGAUUAUCUGUGAAUAUGCAGAAAGUUGGCAAAGUUUUGCUUAGCUUUUGCUCUUUCCUCCUCCCCCUGAAAAAGCUGAGGCUUGCCCUGCACUGUAAUGCUCUGUGCGUACACAGGCAGUUGGGUUUGUGUGCAUCAUCUUAAAAAUGUGACUGAGAAAAUACCUGAAAUACAGUGUUAAUUUCGCAGUUGAUUCCUGUAAUGCCACAGAAAUCACUACAUUAUUGUUUUUAAUCCCUGAGUAUUAUCCUAAAUAGCCUGGCUAUUAACUAACUAUGCUAAUAGGUAGACUUUGGAAUGAUGAAUACCAGUGUAUGAAGUUAAUACUUGGUGAGGAUGAAUGGAAGUAAUUCGCACCUCUGCUGGAGCUCUAUUACAUUUUGGCUGUGGUGCAGAAAGGAUAGCAGCACAGGGGGUUACAGAAUGUGUGUUAUCUUUCAUCUGAAAAAGAGUUAGAAAUACUGCUACUUUUAAGUUUCUGUGAUACAUAACUUGAAAUACGGAGAGAGGGAGAGGGCAGAAAGAAAAAGAACUUCUGUUUCCAAAUUUAGAAAAAGGUAUGAGCAUUUUCCACAACGAAAAAGCAGAGUAAGGACACUAUUUUUAUCCUUCGCAUCUCCCACAGACUGUUCUAAUGUUGUGUCUGCAAAGGUUUCGCUACAGUUGUGCACUAGCAUGAUUUUUUUGAGCAAAACAGGCCUCCAGUCUGGAACUCUGCUCACUCACAUGUUGCUAAAUAUAUUUUUUCUUUAUUCUUGUAUACAGAUUUUUUUUCCCCUGAAUUUCCAGGUUUAUAAAUUUCAGUGGUUCUGCUUUGUUACCUGUAGUUAGCAUUUUCCAACCUUCUUUUCUGAAGACUUGAUGGGAAUGGAUGAAGGGGCCCGCAGCAUUUCUGAACUCACUUGGAAAGGUUGCCUUUCCCCAACUGAGCAAGAACAACACUGUAAGGGAUGAAAAUUAAUUGGUUACCUUUGAUUUGUUUUCUCUCUUUCUCCUAUUUCCAUUCCUUGUCCAUUUGAAGGCUGCUCAAAUUUCAGAUGGACUGCGGUAAGCUGGGUGUGGAGAGUGUCUCCUGUAAGCAGCAUUGCAGGAACAAGUGCUGCAAAACAAAAGAGCUCCAAACCUGCCUUUUUAUUGUGGCAAAUGCUCGUGUUUUAUUCCCAUGUUUCUAAGCAGUUUGUAUCUUAAUAUAUUGAUUUUCAUGGCAAUAAGUGUGUUUAAAAUUCUCUCUUGUGUCCCUGUAUAGUGAAAAUUGAGACACUGUGAAACUGUUCUGUCCUCUCUCUGUCCCUCCUUUCACCUUCCCCUUCACUUCAGUUUUGUGUUAAUACCAGUUACAUGGCACUGAGCAGGAAUGUGCCGUUAGCUGGAGAGUCCGAGUGAUCAUUAGGAGGAGUGCUGCCUGGGCGAGAGGGUAUGGAUCAGGGAAAGCACCGCUUUAUCCAUGCCCUGCAGGCUUAAUUUUCACCGAGUGUGCACUACUGCACCGCACUGAAGGUCAAUGCUAGACAUGGGCAGACCUUGUUGGUGUGCCCAUCUUGUCUGUUCUUGUAAGAAUUUUGUCUCGAAACAUGGAGACAUCUUAACUUUGCAACAUAGGAAGACUGUGCUGAUUUAAAGUUCGUAAAUCAUUUGUGUCGUGUAAUCUACUCAAGGUGCCAUAUUUCCUACCCUUGCAAUCCUCCUAAUGAGGAUGAAAACAUGAUGGUGCAAUGGGAUCUGUCUGACUGAGGUGCCAGGGCAAAUGUUAAAUCCUUGAGCAGCUUGUAAGCACAUUGUCUGCAUGAGAGAGAAUAUGGACUUGUACUUUUAUUACUCUAUUUCUCAUGCUGCACAAGGUAUAAUUUUGGUAUGGAUCUGGAAGUCAGUGCUCCAACGACUUCAGUCCAUGGAGGCUGCAAGGACACAGAGAACCUGCCAGUCCACACUUGCCUCUUUUGAGGCUCCGUAGGCAUCUCCUCAGGCCAGAAGUAGAGCAGGGUUAGGGAACUAUGUGGGUAUUUUGCCUGACCCAAUAUGGCCAGUUCAUUUAAAAUAAAUUCCUAAAAUUAGUUUUGAGGAUUAUUUGUGAAGAAUAUGAAAUGCUUUCAUGAGCAUCAGCCGAUGUGCAUUCAGCAUUGCAUGUGAUAAGUGAGGACAGAAGUAUGUCCUGGAUAGAAAUAUCAAUGAUGUCCCCACUACCGCAGAGCCGUACCUCUCUGGCAGGCCAGCUCCCGAGCCCUUACUGAGCCAAAGGGAGAUUCGGGAUUCGGAGUCCUGCCAGUUCAGCAGCCUGGGCUCUUCAUGUGGCUUACACUGAUAUUUCUGUAAAAAGUAGAGAGAGAUGGACAUAUUUACCAAUGCAUCACUACAAAUACUUGAAGAUUAAUCAACUUGUUUCCAAAUGUCCCUACUUAAGGAGAUGAAAAUUAAUAUUCUUCUCUCUAUAGUGGGCAUCCUAAUGUGCUCUCUAACUUUCUCUAAUUAAAGACUGAAAUUCAGAUCAGUCCAGGAGCUAAAGUAACAUGGAUUGUUGUAGAACUCCUUUCCCAAUUAGAUUUAAUUUAACACUUUACCUGAAAUUGUUGGUUUACAGUUGACUUUCAUCUUGAAAGCAUUAGUUGUAGUUGCUCUGCAUACUGAAAAACCUUUGGACAUGUUUAUUGCUACUUCCUAAUGACUGCUGGUGGGAGAGAAUUUUCAGUAUUACAAAAGUGCUGCCUAAUUUCUACAGUUUGUGGUGGUGGUUUUGGUAUUUGUGUUUCAGUAGUGAUCAUUCAACCACGCUUCAUGUGGAAUUGGAAUUCUUAAAAGAAAUUAAGAAUUAUCUGUAUGUAAAAAUUGCCUAGCUCAUGUCAAACCUGUAUAUUGUACAACAGAUUUCCUAUUUUGAGUUCUCCCUCCCUCAGAUUCCCUAUGGAACAGCCAGGACAUGUUCCAAAAAAAUCAGAAAAUAAAGACCAGUACUUGCGUAACUCA